Molecule: messenger RNA, 2322 nt
Organism: Malaya genurostris
Lineage: Eukaryota; Metazoa; Arthropoda; Insecta; Diptera; Culicidae
Gene: Uba2
Product: SUMO-activating enzyme subunit 2
Exons: 4
Coding region: 208-2163 (651 amino acids)
Biological process (GO): protein sumoylation
Cellular component (GO): cytoplasm; SUMO activating enzyme complex
Molecular function (GO): SUMO activating enzyme activity
Source: RefSeq, a predicted model, not a curated record
CGUUUGUUGAGUGAGUAGUAGAGCGUUGCUGUCGAUUGUUUGGUUUGCUUCAGAAGUUUGCAAUUUCGAUUGUAGAUUUGUUUCUUUUAAGCGAAAGCAAAUACAGAAAUUAAGUGCGUGGUACGGCGAUUGUAUCGCAAGUGGAUUAGUUUUCGAGCAAUAAAGAAGUUGUCUAUCCCGUGAAAGUGGACAGCACGAAACACGAAUAUGGCGGCUCAACUAGCGGGUGUAUUCGAACCGGAUUUACAGGAGAAAAUAGCAAAUUCCAAAAUUUUGGUUGUCGGUGCCGGUGGAAUCGGUUGCGAGAUUUUGAAAAAUCUUGUUCUGUCCGGGUUUCAGGAUAUUGAAAUUAUUGACCUGGACACGAUCGACGUUAGUAAUCUGAAUCGUCAGUUCCUGUUUCAUAAGGAGCAUGUCGGAAAAUCUAAAGCGAAUGUGGCCCGUGAAAGUGCUCUCAGUUUUAAUCCUAACGUAAAAAUUAAGGCUUAUCAUGACAGUAUUACCACAACCAAUUACGGUGUAAGUUUUUUCCAGCAGUUUCAGCUUGUCUUGAAUGCGCUGGAUAAUCGUGCCGCUCGAAAUCACGUCAAUCGGCUAUGUUUGACUGCUGACGUACCACUGAUUGAAUCUGGCACCGCAGGUUACAAUGGACAGGUGGAACUAAUUAAGCGUGGUUUGACGCAGUGCUACGAAUGUACUCCUAAAGCGGCACAGAAAUCAUUUCCCGGUUGUACGAUCCGAAAUACUCCUUCGGAACCGAUUCAUUGUAUUGUUUGGGCUAAACAUUUGUUCAAUCAACUUUUCGGUGAAAGUAACGAAGACGAAGAUGUUUCCCCGGAUACGGCUGACCCAGAAGCCGGUGCUGAAGCUGCCGAUACUGCGCUAGCUACUGAAGCCAACGACAAAGGAAAUGUUGACCGCGUAAAUACCAGAACCUGGGCUCAGCAGUGCGAAUACGCUCCGGAGAAAAUUUUCAACAAGCUGUUCUACGAUGACAUCAAUUACUUGUUGACUAUGUCGAAUCUUUGGAAAAGUCGCAUCCCUCCGAACCCGGCCAAGUGGGAUGCGUUGGAAGAGGACGGGGAAGUUGCUCCAACGGAUACGGUUUUGCGUGAUCAAAAGGUUUUGAGCUUGGUCGAAUCUGCGAAGGUUUUUGGAGAAAGUAUUACGGCUUUGAAGGAAGACUUCGCAAAGCUGGCCGAAGGUGACCAUUUGGUUUGGGACAAGGACGAUAAGAACGCAAUGGAUUUCGUGGCUUCAUGUGCAAACAUUCGUGCACAAAUUUUCAAUAUUCCCCGAAAGAGUCGUUUUGAGAUUAAAUCCAUGGCAGGCAACAUCAUUCCAGCGAUAGCCACUACAAACGCAAUUACGGCCGGUGUCGUGGUCAUGCACGCUUUCCGCGUGCUGAAGGGAGAGCUAGAAAAAUGCAAAUCGGUGUACAUGCGGCUUAGACCGAAUGGCCGCAAUCAACUGUUUGUUCCGGAUCGGGAUUUGAAUCCGCCAAAUCCAAAAUGCUACGUUUGUGCUGCUAAGCCGGAAGUCGUUCUCAAGGUGGACACUAAAAACGUGACUGUGAAGGAGUUGCGGGAUGACAUUCUGAUCAAGGCUCUCAACAUGAUCGAUCCAGAUGUGAUUAUCGAUGGCAAAGGAACGAUCGUAAUUUCUUCCGAGGAAGGUGAAACUGACUGCAACAACGACAAAAAGUUGGAUCAGUUACAAAUCGUCGACGGUUGUAUUCUGAAGGUAGAUGAUUUCGUUCAGAAUUACGAAUUAACGGUCACCAUUGUUCACAAAGACCCAGCACGGGAUGAGGCCAACUUUGAAAUCGUGGCUGAUCCUGAUACUCUCAAACCGAAAGAGGACGAAGCGUCCAAUGGGGACGAUGCCCAGCCGUCAACCUCUGGUCAGAAUGGUAAUUCGAAACCUUCAAGCUCCACGACAGUAGCAAAUGGUGCCGGUGCUGAUGACGAUGAUGAUAUGUGUAUUAUUGAGGAGGACACUGAUAAAGCUGGUGCUCCCGCAGAGACCGACAAUGGAGCAGGGCCUAGCGGCACUGCUGUUGUGCCGGAAAAACGUAAACACGAUGAUACGGAUGCGCCGGUCAGCAAAAAACCACGCGUCUCCAACGACGAGGAUGAUGACGAUCUAAUCGUUAUCAACUAGAGCAGCUGCUGUUCGAUAAAACUAAAAUACGAUUUAAAAAAAAGAUCAUUUUUAUUGACCUACAUGCGCGUAAAAUAAACUGAAUACAUUGUCCUAAACAUAACGAAUGUGGUAAACAAUCUAAUAAAUGAUUCUCCUAUUAUUUUCUCACGGUCAAAA